CGGGCGGGAGGCGCGGCCGGAGGGGGCGGCGCCGGCGGCGGGAGGCGGGAGUCGGGGGCCGGGGGGAGUCACUUUAAAGGCUCUUUCUUACCCAUAAUGCUUUGUGGGGACGUUGACAAGUGGAUCCAAGAUGGCGUAGAAAGUAAUGACAGGAAUUGGAUGAAGUAAUUGAUCACUAAUGAACUACAGUGCUGGUGAGAUGUGUAAGAAAUUAUAAAGAGCUCUGAUGGGCUAUUUGGGUGAUACCCAGUGCAGUGAACUGCAGGAUUUUUGUCCCUGAGUCAUGGAAGACAGAAGAGCUGAAAAGUCAUGUGAACAAGCAUGUGAAUCACUGAAGAGGCAGGACUAUGAAAUGGCCCUCAAGCACUGCACAGAGGCCCUUCUUUCUCUUGGCCAGUACUCCAUGGCAGACUUCACAGGGCCUUGUCCAUUGGAAAUAGAACGCAUCAAAAUCGAGAGUCUUCUUUACAGAAUUGCCUCAUUUUUGCAACUGAAAAACUAUGUGCAAGCUGAUGAAGAUUGUAGACAUGUGCUGGGAGAAGGACUGGCUAAGGGAGACGAUGCCUUCCGGGCAGUGCUUUGCUGCAUGCAGCUGAAAGGGAAGCUCCAACCUGUAUCCACCAUUCUUGCCAAGUCACUGACAGGAGAGUCCCUGAAUGGGAUGGUAACAAAGGAUUUGACAAGACUAAAAACACUUCUGUCAGAAACAGAGACAGCAACUAGUAACGCCCUCUCUGGAUAUCAUGUGGAAGACUUAGAUGAGGGGUCUUGUAAUGGUUGGCAUUUCCGCCCACCACCUAGGGGAAUCACGAGCAGCGAGGAAUAUACUUUGUGUAAAAGAUUUUUAGAGCAAGGAAUCUGUAGGUAUGGUGCCCAGUGUACUUCAGCACAUUCCCAGGAAGAACUAGCAGAAUGGCAGAAAAGAUAUGCUUCACGGCUGAUAAAAUUGAAACAGCAAAAUGAGAAUAAACAGCUCUCAGGCAGUUACAUGGAAACCUUGAUAGAAAAGUGGAUGAAUUCAUUGUCUCCUGAGAAAGUGCUUAGUGAAUGUAUAGAAGGAGUAAAGGUAGAGCACAAUCCUGACCUGUCAGUUACUGUCAGCACCAAAAAAUCCCACCAGACAUGGACCUUUGCUCUCACCUGUAAGCCUGCAAGAAUGCUGUAUCGUGUAGCAUUGCUUUAUGAUGCUCAUCGUCCUCAUUUUAGUAUCAUUGCAAUAUCUGCCGGAGAUAGCACUACCCAGGUAUCACAAGAAGUCCCAGAAAACUGUCAAGAAUGGAUAGGAGGAAAGAUGGCCCAAAAUGGAUUAGAUCAUUAUGUGUAUAAAGUCGGGAUAGCAUUUAACACAGAAAUAUUUGGAACUUUUCGCCAAACCAUAGUUUUCGACUUCGGAUUGGAACCAGUACUGAUGCAAAGAGUAAUGAUUGAUGCAGCUUCUACAGAAGAUCUCGAAUAUCUGAUGCAUGCAAAACAGCAGCUAGUAACCACAGCUAAGCGUUGGGAUUCUUCCUCUAAGACUAUUAUAGAUUUUGAACCUAAUGAAACUACUGAUUUGGAGAAGAGCCUUCUUAUCAGAUACCAAAUUCCCCUCUCUGCUGACCAGCUAUUUACCCAGUCCGUUUUAGACAAGUCAUUGACCAAGACCAACUAUCAGUCACGGUUACAUGACCUUCUUUAUAUUGAGGAGAUAGCCCAGUAUAAAGAAAUCAGCAAGUAAGUUACUUUAGAAACACUUUAAAACAAAAAGUCUCCCCUUUGGAUGGUAUUUUUAAUCUUUGAAAUGGAAGUGUGUGUAAGUGAAAACAGGAAGUAAGUGGUUGUUAAUAACUGUUUCAUCUUUAAAUGAAAUAUGAGCUUAUCCCUGUUAUUUAAUGCACAGUUCAUUUCUAUAAGACCUUACUAAACAUCUAUUAGGGGACAAGCUCUUUGCCACAUGCCAGGAGUGUAAAUCUGCCGUUCCUGCUCUUAAGGAGGAACUUGACUAAAUAUUUAUUCAGUCAAGCACUGAAUAAAUAUUUGUUGAACAAGGUAUACAACAACUGAAAGAGACCACAAACUCGAAAAGUUGUUGUAAGAAUGAGAGUAUUUAGAUUUUCAGGAAAACAGUUUGAUAACAGAACAGCUUUAUAGCAGUUUGUCAAUACCUUAACAACUUUUACAUUUUAUCCAUAUGCCACAGGUUAAGAACAAGUGCUUAAAUCAAAAGCUUAUUUGAAUUAUUUUAGGAAAAAUAAUCUCAGAAAAGAAAGAGUGAGGGAAGAUGCUAGUGAAAUAGUUGUAUUUCGUAGUAGCUUUCUAUUAAUACAUUUUAGAUUUAGAGACAAACCUUAAAAAUUGCACCACAAUUAGGAGGCCUGAAUACAUUAUUAUAAGUAGUUUUACUUUUAAAUACAGCUGAGCUAGCAUAUUUUUCUUCUCCAGGAUGCCUGAUUGGUUCUUUGUCAUUAGUAUUAUUAAUAAAUACUGAACACUCAUUAAGAGUGUAUUCAGAAAAGGAAAGUAAAAAUUUACAGAUACUUUGGUUACCCUGUUUAUAGAUUAGUUAUGAUCUAACUUUUGAAAAUACCUAAUUUCAAAUUAAAUACAUGUAAAAUUUACAAAGUCAGAUGGAGUAUAUUUUUCAUUACUCUAAGGCUUUAAAUCCUGGCCCAUUGAUGGUCUCUUAAAAGGCUUUUAUCAAUUGUGUCUGUAGGCUGUUUUAAUGAAAUUAUUAGUUAUUAAAUAAGAAGGACAGUGGCUUGUAUCAUAUAUAUUAUUUAUAUUAUCUUGGAUUCUUCUUCCUUAGGAAAGAACACCGUGAUAAAUCAUAAAUAUUGGGAUUAAAUAGAAUUUAAAAGUUUAUCAGAAUCCUGGAGACUAUUUUUGAGUAUCAUAGUAGGAAUUCAGAAAAAAAAAUAUAUUAACAUUUAUUUGAUAUUUUAUUAAAGUUUAUAAAUCAUUUCAUUACUUUAGAAUGUGCAAGUAAAGCUCAAAAAGCUUGUGGAUCAUUAUAUUAAAAAUAAUCUCUUAAAAGUAGAAACUUGUCUGAAUAGAAAAAAGAAUCCCUACAAAAUUGUAGAGGUUAAAUACUGAUCAAGUAACUAAGGCUGGCCGUGGUGGCUCAAACCUGUAAUUGCAGCACUUUGGGAGGCUGAGGUGGGUGGAUUGCUUGUGCUCAAGAGUAUGAGACCAGCCUGGGCAACACAGUGAGACCUCGUCUCUACAAAAAGUUAAAAAAUUAAUGAGGUAUGACAUGUGCCGGCUACUCUGGGGCCUGAGGUAGGAGAAUCACUUGAGCCCAGGAGGUCCAGGCUCCAGUGAGCUUUGAUCACAUCACUGGCUUGGUGAGAGUGCGAGACCCUGUUUCAAAAAAAAAAAAAAACAAAAAACAAAUAGUUGAAAGUGCCCUCUGAGGGUACCUUGUAAGGGCUUUCAUAGCCAGUCUGAGUCUUAAAAAUAUUAGCACUGAUGGCAAGCUAAGUUGGUGUGAUCCUUUUAAAAAACAUUAUUAUAAUUGAGACAGGGUCUGACUCUAUCACGUCUAAGCUUUCUCUGUUUUUUAGUCUUUAGGUUGAGGUUGAAAUGCAGUGAUGCAGUUUUAGCUCACUGCAGCCUCAACCUCCCAGGCUUAUUUAAUCUUUAAAAUGGAAGCCUACCUGGAGAGACUGAGUGGCUGAGACUGCAGGUGUGUGUCACCACAGCCGGCUUCAUUUUGUAUUUUUUGUAGAGAUGGGGUUUUUGCCUAGGGCUGAUCUAGAACUCCUAGGCUCAAGUGAUCCACCCGCCUUGGCCUCCUGAGGUGCUGGGAUUACAGGCAUGAGUCAGUGUACCUGGCCUAGUUUGUGUGAUCUAGCCGAAGAGUUGUUUGGCAAUUUGUAUCAAGGACUUUAAGUUUGAAUCUUUUGGUGUGGAAAUUCUACUUAUGGGGAAUCAUAAUGAAGAAAUAAUCAGAGUCAAAGAUGUCUGGACACAUGUCUUUUAAAGUAGUGAAGAAUAAGUUAAUUAUGAUACAGCUAUAUGAUUGAAUGUUAUAUAACUGUUGAAAUUAUGUUCUUGAAGAAUUUUUAAUACACUGAUGACUCUCAUGAUAUAAUAUUAGGGAAGAAAAUAUACUAGUUACAACACCUUAUUGCCAUUCUAAUUUUAUAUAGACGCCUACACACAUACGUGUAUGCGUUUAUGUAUAAAAAUACUGGAAAGAGUUAAAGCAAAAUGUUCUGGUUGGUGGACUAACAGGUGAUUUUUAUGUUGUAAUAGUUUUUUCUACUUUUGAAAUGUUCUAUAAUGACCAUAUACUACUCUUACAAUUAAGAAAAUGUGAACAAGGAAAUCUAAAGAAAACUGGUACAUGAUCAGUGGCAACACUUGAUGGUCAUGGUGUACAAAGGCCCUUAGGUAUGAAAAGAAGAGAUUGUGGUAUGGCAGUGGUAAGAUAGUGUAUAGUAUUUUUAUAGGAACUUCUAAGCUUUCUCUGUUUUUUAAUCUUUAAAGUUAUAUCAUAGUUAUUGACUCAAAUAGGGAUAUUUAUAAACUGAAUGUAAAUCAGCAGGAUCACAAUUGGUGUAUUCUUUCCACAACUACACAAGAGUUUUGAAGGAUCUUCAAGAUAGAAAUGUUAAUUUAUUGUGACCUGCCCAACAUGUGACAAGUAGUUACUGUGCUAGAGAAUUCUGGAAUUUCUGGUGAUACUCUCACCUAAAGGUAAUCCUGGAUAUGAAGGCUGAUAAAUUAAACUUCUGAAUUUGGCAGGCCUGUAAAAGUUAGUGAAGUACAGUGCAGAAUUGGUAUACAUAUAAAGAAACAGAUCCUAUAGUAAUUAGAUAGAGUUCUCUUAAUGCAUCUGUAAGCAAGUAGACAUGGAUUGUGAAGAAUUUUCAGAAGUCUGUGACAGUUUUAUAUGUUGCUUAAAAGAGUAUUUUGUUUUCUCCUUCGCUCUUUAAACUUAGUAUUUAUUUGCAUUUUAAUGUUGCCAUGAAUUUAAUUUACUUUAAUUCUUUAAGUAUAAAUAAUGUAAGAUAUAUUUAAACAAAUUUGGGGGAGAUCUCGAUGCAGCUUCUAAGCUAUGAUCUAGAGCAGGGCUCAGUAUCUUUUUCUGUAAAGGACCAGAUAGUAAAUAUUUCAGGCUUUGAGAAUUUCAUACAGCAGGCCUGGUUGCAUUUCUUCUUCUUCUUCUUCUUCUUUUUUUUUUUUUUUUAAUCAGAACAUGCAUUUUAUUAUGAAAAUUAAA
Messenger RNA from Cebus imitator (Panamanian white-faced capuchin), 5206 nucleotides. Its product is annotated as probable helicase with zinc finger domain. Lineage: Eukaryota; Metazoa; Chordata; Mammalia; Primates; Cebidae. The record is from RefSeq and is a predicted model, not a curated record. The coding region runs from base 284 to 1717 and encodes 477 amino acids. Gene Ontology annotation, molecular function: metal ion binding; protein binding. The transcript is spliced from 13 exons.